Molecule: messenger RNA, 2110 nt
Organism: Danio rerio (zebrafish)
Lineage: Eukaryota; Metazoa; Chordata; Actinopteri; Cypriniformes; Danionidae
Product: zgc:171579
Biological process (GO): G protein-coupled receptor signaling pathway; signal transduction
Cellular component (GO): membrane; plasma membrane
Molecular function (GO): G protein-coupled receptor activity
Source: RefSeq, marked predicted
ACAGUUGUUCUUUUCCUGUUCCUGUAGCAAAUCUGUGGACUUGAGUUGUCAGCAGUUAUUUGGUGAAAUUGAAGUUUUAUGAAACAAUAAGGCAAAGAUGGAGAGUCACCUCAAUAUUAGCAUUCUCACCAGUGUCCCAGCUACUGUAGGAAAUGCUUGCGGAAUCGACUUCAGUCAGGAUGGGAUCUUCCUUCCCGUUCUGUAUGGAAUCUUCUUCGUCAUCGGCACCCCUUUAAAUCUGCUGGCGCUCUUCGGACUUUACAAGCUAAUCCAAUCAGAGAACGUUCUACCUGUGUACGUUAUUAACCUGCUGAUCUCAGACCUAAUUCAACUCCUGACUUUGCCUUUAUGGAUGGAUUAUUACGCCAAUGGACACAACUGGCGAUUUGGGCCCCGUAGUUGUCAGUUCAUGGGCUUGUUUUUCUACAUCAGCAUUUACGCGGGCAUCUUCUUCAUGUGUAUCAUCGCUCUAGAGCGGCACCUAGCCAUCGCCAGACCUCUCAGCUUCAAGCAUCUCCGCAACUUGAGGUUUGCUCGUUGGAUCGCUAUCUCCAUUUGGGUUCUAAUUGCGGUGCCACCUGCCAUUGCGUUCGACAAGCUCUUCCCCAAGCAGGAAAAUUACACGCUUUGUAUUGAAAAGUAUCCCUCAGAGGGCAGUUUUAUCACCUACCGGCUGAUUACUCUGCUUGUGUCCUUCAUCAUACCCCUGAGCUUCAUUGUCGGUCUCCACAGAAAGACGGUCCGCUCGCUGAUGGCAAUCAACUCGCUUUUAUCCGAGGAGAAGAGGAGCAUCAGGGGUCUGCUCACUCUUCUGGUGGCCGUAUUUGUCACGGUUCUGGGGCCCUAUCAUUUCAUCGGCUGUGUGAAGUAUGUCGGACUGCUGAUACACAGCAGAAAGUGCGUUUGGGAGAAAGCGGUGUUUGUGCCCUAUCAGUUAGGACGAGGCCUUCUGAGCCUUAACAGCUUGCUGGAUCCUGUGUUUUACAUCUUCCUCCGCAGAGACUUCCGUGCUGCCGCUGGGAACUACUUGCCCUGCCUAAGGAAAGUGAGAAGUAGAUCAUAUCGGACAGAGAAGCCGACAAGUUCUACUCAAGACUGUGAUUAAACAUUUCCCCUGGAUAUGUGUUUGAAAUCUGGACAAAGAUCUAUGUGUCUAGUUUUAAAAACGAAUGUUUAAUUAGAUCUAUGAUGGCUCCAUGGUCUAAGAUUAAUAUUAUACCAUCAUUAUAUUUAACCAGCAGAUAUCAGAAGACAUUUUUUUUCCAAAUCAUGACGUAUAUCCAAUUGAAACAGUCCUGAAAUGAGAAAGAAACGUAAGCUUGAUUUUGUCCUUUGGGAACUAAAUGGAUUGUUGGAAGAUGGGUGUUGCUAACAAAAUGGAGGAAGAUUAAGGAAUGGAGAAAAUCAAGGUAGCAACGAGACACACCCUGAUAGCUCCACCCUAAAGGCAUUCCUUGUGACCAGAAGGGAACUGGGUUUGAGAAUGACACAGUUGGUAUAGAUUGAAGAACAUGUCUGGAGAAAGCACCAUAUGGUUGGCAAGCUCUAUGAGAGAAUUACAGAAAUGGUUGUGGAGGAAGCCCCCUAUAUACACUAUGGAGAUGGUUUAGCUUUGUUUUAUGCAAAUGACUAACCUUGAGCAUGUGGCACUCAUUUAGAAUGCUGGAUUUAGAAUUGACUAAACGAAAUUGGCUGUAAUGUUAGUGUGAAUGAGUGUAUAGGUGUAUCCCAGUACGGGGUGGAGGCAGGAAGGGCAUCUGCUUAAAACAUAUGCUGGAAUUGGCGGUUCAUUCCACUGUGGCGACCCCUGAUAAGGGACUAAGCUAAAGGAAAAUGACUGAAUAUUAUUUUAUCUUGUUUUAUUUUUUCACAGCUCACGAAAAUCAAUUAGCCCUGUUUCAACGUAAUUUUCUUUAAUGGUCUUCAAAGUUAAAGGCUAACUUUCUCUAGGUAUUAGGGACUAGACUUUAAAAAAUAAUGAUACAAAUGCUAUCACUGGCAAGUAGACUUUUGUACCUAUAGAAGCAAGAAAAAAGUCCAUUUGGUACUUUAAAUGUACUUUCAUUUUAGCACUUAAAGUGCAUAUAUUAGUACCUAAAAGUAAAAAAAA